AAACGUGGACAUUUCUGUCUUCACGGACGCUGCCUGACGUGAGGUCCUCCAGCAGUUCAUAGUUUGCCCCAGAUUCUGACAUCUGCUCCCUAGAGCUGCCAUGCAGGGAUUGUGCAUUCAGUGACUCCCUUGGAUUCCCCCCACCUGUUUCCACUUCCAAGUCUGCCGCUGUUUUCUCUCGUCACGACCACCUCGCUUUGUUGAGGGAGCCCCGCCUGCAGACGGUCCGGACAAGUCUCCCAGCACACACGGGGUUAACGCUCUCUCCAGGAUCCCACGGAAGGCAGCGUCGAACGUGAGGGAGACUCCGGGAAUCCAGCUGUGGAGGUUACUGGCAAAGGAACCGCUUCUUUUUGCUUUCAAGCUGGGCGAGAGAAUCUCUCGUGAGUCACUGCAUCGCUUUGAGGAAGUGCACAGAGAGAGAGAGAGCACAGGCUUCAACUCCGCAUACUGUAUAUCAAGGAUUUUAACCCCUAUGAGCGUCUACUGAAAGAUCCUUCAGUUGGAUUGUACUGGGAGCUUUGCUCAGUGCCAUGGCCAUGAAAGUAGAAGAACAGUGGCCGAUGCCAAUGCGGGCAAUUGGCGCUCAGAACCUCCUCACCAUGCCAGGAGGAGUUACGCUGUCUGGCUACCUUCAUAAGAAAGGGGGUUCCCAGUGGAAGAUCAUGAAGUGGCCUCUGCGAUACGUGAUCAUUCACAAGGGCUGUAUAUACUACUUCAAAUCCAGCACUGCUGCCAACCCACAGGGAGCCUUCUCCUUGAAUGGUUACAACAGGGUUAUGAGGUCCACAGAGGAAACAACAUCAAGCAACGUGUUCCCCUUCAAAAUCAUCCAUGUUAACAAGAAACACAGAACCUGGUACUUCUCAGCGGCGUGCGAAGAGGAGAGGAAGAAGUGGAUGAUGUGUUUGCGAAAAGAAAUUGAUCGUUACCAUGAGAAAGGGGACUCGCAAGGAAAUCUGAGUGACAGCUCUGACGCAGAGAAUUUUUAUGGUUCAGUUGAACGCCCGGUGGAGAUAAAGUAUCCUUUAAUGGAAUCAGAAAUUGGAGAUUAUGCAGAAGAUGAUGACGAUGAUGAAGAUGAUUACCUGAGACCAGAUGGGCUGCAAGGAAGCCCAGGGCCAGAGGACGUCCAUCCUGUGCUGAACCUUUCUCCAGUCCAACCAGAAAGAAGCAGCAUGAAGCCACCACUUCCUCUGCCACCUCCCCAUCAGAAACUUCCAUCACCUGGGUUAACUGCUGGGAAAGAGGACUCACGGGAUUGUUUGUCCCUGCCUUUACAUGAAAAUAAUGCAUUCUGCAGACAUGUGCCUUCCACUGUCUCAGCAGGCUGCCCGGCUCCUCCACCUGCUCAUUCGAAGCCCACUUUUGGCGAGGUGGAGCCACGCAAGAAACCUCUAGAAACCCCAACUGCUGGCGUCAAAAGUAAAAGCAACUUUUCAUUGGACUUAAAUAAACACCUUCAACAGGCAAUUGUAAACAGGGAACUGUUCAAUGUUUCAACUCCUCAAUCGCCUUCACACAAAGGACCUACUGCUGGACUCCCUCCGGUACCUUUACACAACAGAUCUAGUGGUGGACCUCCUCCAGUGCCUUCCCUCAAAGGAUCUGGACCCCCUCCACUGCCUCCCAACAAAGGAUCUGGACCCCCUCUAGUGCCUCCCAACAAAGGAUUGAUUGCAGGACCCCCUCCAGUGCUGUCUCACAAAGGAUCUGGACCCCCUCCAGUGCCUUCCUGCAAAGGAUCUAGUGGUGGACCCCCUCCAGUGCCAUCUCACAAAGGAUCUAGUGGUGGAUCCCCUCCAGUGCCAUCUCACAAAGGAUAUGGACCCCCUCCAGUGCCUUCCUGCAAAGGAUCUAGUGGUGGACCCCCUCCAGUGCCAUCUCACAAAGGAUCUAGUGGUGGACCCCCUCCAGUGCCACCUCACAAGGGAUCUAGCGGUGGACCCCCUCCACUGCCAUCUCACAAAGGAUCUAGUGGUGGACCCCUUCCACUGCCAUCUCACAUAGGAUCUAGUGGUGGACCCUCUCCUCUGCCAUCUCACAAAGGAUCCAGUCCUUCGGUGCCUAUCAACAAACCAACACUGUCACAAAUUCCAACUCAAACUGAAGAGAUCAAACCCAAACUAUAUAAACCAGAACCAUUACCAAAAGCAGCUUCUAAAUUUCCUAAACCACCACCUGUUUCUGCUAAGCCUAAAGUUGAAAAGCACAACACACUUCCCUUACACCGUUCAUCUCCCGACGGACAAAGUUUUCGCAAUGUUGCAUCGGAAAAGUCUCGACCUCGGUCUCAGUCCCAACCAGGGGAGCUCGUUCACCAGUCUGAUGAUGAUGAUGAUGAUGAGUAUGAGAAUGUACAGCUACCGACUUCUGUGUUUAUGAAUACGACAGAAUCCAAUGAUGUUGAGAGGUUGUUCAUAUCUACAAGUCCUGGCAACAAACCAGAGAAUGGAUUGUACAGCAUUAGGAAUUCGUCAAAGUCCGGACAGGUUUUAGUCGUAUGGGACGACUCAGAGAAGAAAGUGAGGAACUACAGAAUAUUUGAAAAGGAAUCCAAGUUCUUUUUAGAAAGUGAGAUAAAGUUUACGAGCCUCACAAGCAUGGUUGAAUUUUAUUAUACCCACACCCUCCCGAUCCAUGAGAAUCUAUAUCUAAAGGUACCCUAUGGCUCCAGGAACUCACCCUGACACCAGCACAUUAGCUCACUGUCUCCAGAAAGGAGUCAUUUUUUGACUGGAAACAAAGUGAAAUGGCUGACAAAGACAAUUUAAAAGCUGCACAUUUCAAAGCUUGGAGACUCUUUGACAUUUAUAAGAAGGGAACAGCAGCACGUUGCAUUCCUGAAGAGCUGUGUAUCUCACUUCAUUAUCAAAAGGAAAUAGUCGUCAUAUCUACACUGACCUAUACACUCUAGUUGUUCCUUCCCUCUUGUGAAGGACAUGGUUUCCACUCAGCUCCCUGACAACACCACACAACCGAGAUAUCUGCAAGAGGAAUGCACCAAGCAUCCACCUUGGAUUAUAAAGUAAUAUUAAGCUGUGUCUACAUUAAUUUAAGAGAACUAUAUCAUGGAAUGAUGUGUAAAUAUACAUGUAGAUAAUUAUUUAGAAAAUGUACAUAGAUCAUUUUUAAUGGAAAUAAACUAUUUUUGAGAUGUGUUUGUUUGAG
Pristis pectinata (smalltooth sawfish) is the source of this 3171-nucleotide messenger RNA. RefSeq names its product SH3-domain binding protein 2 (gene sh3bp2). Gene Ontology annotation, biological process: signal transduction. Bases 534 to 2690 code for a protein of 718 amino acids. The record is from RefSeq and is a predicted model, not a curated record. Lineage: Eukaryota; Metazoa; Chordata; Chondrichthyes; Rhinopristiformes; Pristidae. The transcript is spliced from 13 exons. Gene Ontology annotation, molecular function: SH3 domain binding.